GGCAGGAAUGGGUGACGGGCACUUCACUUCACCUGCGAGCCGCUGCGUGCCACCUUCCUCUUCGAGGGGAUGGAAGCAGUCAUCGGCGGUCCGUCCAUCCGUCCGUGCUUGCCAGAGCGGUGUCCCCGGCCGACUCCGGCGCAGGAGCGAAUGCCCAAAGUUUCGUGCCUCACUCCCCUUUACUUCACAAAUGCCCUCUUGGUGGUCCUGUUGGUCUUCCCCGAGUUUUGGCUGGCAGUACAAUGCGAUGUUUCAUGUUGUGGGCAUCUCGGUGCCGUUGCUGACUUUGAAUUUGUGAACCUGCGCCUGCACCCUGCCGCACCGUGUCCGUGACUGAGGGGCUGCUUCUUCUGUUCCUUUAGCAUUCGUUUCAUUCCCUUUUUCUUUUUGUGAUGACAAAGUCCAAAAUGGCAUCGAGGACGAUUACAGAGCUUUUUGGGAGAAGCUGAAGCAGAUGUGUGUGUCGUGACGGCAGGAUGUCAGACCCCUAAACGCUGCUGCACGUCCGCGGCCUUCUGAUUUUGACACUACGACCUCGAGUGAGGAGCUGAACUGUUGCAGAGGGUCUUUUUCGUUUCUGCAGGUGGUCCUCCUGCUGUCGGCUGUUUGCUAAAUGACACCAGAGGCGGCUCUCGAGACUCUGCCCACCUUGGCUUCCUUCACUUCAACCCGAUGCGAUUUUCCUAGAGAUGUGUGGCGACGGAAGUGGAUGGUCCACGAGCCGCCCCAGACCCCCCGAGCGAGCCUGUGCCGAGUGCCAGGGACUGGGCCGCCCAGGGGCUCACACAGGCUCCUCUGCAGAAUGUCCAGCAAGGAUCGGCACAUCGACUCCAGCUGUCCCUCGUACAUCAAGACUGAACCGUCCAGUCCGGCCUCACUCACAGACAGCAUUAACCAGCACAGUCCCGGGGGCUCGUCGGAUGCCAGCGGCAGCUAUAGCUCGACCAUGAACGGCCACCAGAACGGGCUGGACUCGCCUACGCUCUAUGGCCCCACGACGGGCCUGGGGGCCAACGGGGCGGCCCGGAAGCGGUACGACGACUGCUCGAGCACCAUCACAGAGGACUCCCAGACCAAGUGCGAGUACAUGCUCAACUCCAUGCCCAAGCGCCUGUGCCUGGUGUGCGGCGACAUCGCCUCCGGCUACCAUUAUGGGGUCGCCUCCUGUGAAGCCUGCAAGGCCUUCUUCAAGCGGACGAUUCAAGGAAACAUCGAGUACAGCUGUCCGGCCACCAAUGAAUGUGAAAUCACGAAGCGCAGGCGCAAAUCCUGCCAGGCCUGUCGCUUCAUGAAGUGUCUAAAAGUCGGGAUGAUGAAGGAAGGAGUCCGCCUAGACAGAGUACGAGGGGGCCGUCAGAAAUACAAGCGACGGAUAGAUGCAGAGAACAGCCCGUACCUGAACCCGCAGCUGGUGCAGCCGGCCAAAAAGCCAUUCCCAUUUGGCUGCCUUGCAGAUAACAAGAUUGUGUCCCACUUACUGGUGGCUGAGCCAGAGAAGAUCUACGCCAUGCCGGACCCCACGGUCCCCGACAGCGACAUCAAGGCUCUGACGACGCUCUGCGACUUGGCCGACAGGGAGCUCGUCGUCAUCAUCGGGUGGGCCAAGCAUAUCCCAGGAUUCUCCACUCUGUCCCUCGCCGACCAGAUGAGCCUUUUACAAAGUGCGUGGAUGGAAAUCCUCAUCCUCGGGGUCGUCUACCGCUCCCUCUCCUUUGAGGACGAACUGGUUUACGCCGAGGACUACAUCAUGGAUGAGGAGCAGUCCAAGCUGGCCGGCCUCCUGGAGCUCAACAACGCCAUCCUGCAGCUGGUGAAGAAAUACAAAAGCAUGAAGCUGGAAAAGGAGGAAUUCGUCACCCUCAAGGCGAUCGCACUCGCCAACUCAGAUUCAAUGCACAUAGAAGACGUGGAGGCCGUUCAGAAACUGCAGGAUGUUUUACACGAGGCCCUUCAAGACUAUGAGGCCAGUCAGCACGUGGAGGACCCCCGCCGGGCCGGCAAACUGCUCAUGACCCUCCCGCUGCUGCGGCAGACGUCCACCAAGGCCGUGCAGCAUUUCUACAGCAUCAAACUGGAGGGCAAGGUGCCCAUGCACAAACUCUUCUUAGAAAUGCUCGAGGCCAAGGUCUGACUUGGAGGUCCCCGGCCUCCGCUUGUCACGCACAGAGAACGAGCCAGGCCACCGCCACCGCUUCCAAGGGGAGGACAUUCAAAGUUAGACAACUUGAAGACAAUGGAAACUUUUGGGUUUUUAUUAUUAGAAUUAUUUUUUUUUUUUGUUAAGCAAACAGCAACUUUAAAACAAUUAACUAACGACUGCACUGAGUGUUCAGCGGUAAGACUGGGAAUCAGCUUUCGACUCUCUCUUCGUCGGACUUGAACGCACCUUUGUGCUCUUCUGAAACUUGUUUUUUUUUUUUUCCAUGAAAGUUGUCUCUACAUGACGCAAGAAGGAAGCCAGCCCUGCCAAAGGAUGGAAGUCCAUGCCAUGGAUACCAGCGAAUUUCCCACUAACGUCCCCACGUAGCGAAAGGAAUCAAGCUGAAGGCGUCUCACCUUGCAGUCGGGCGUGGCGCAUCGACCAGACGCGGGUUUUCGACGAGCAGUCUCUAAUUCGGUGACCGAGUGUCGUGUCAGUCGGCUGUUUCUUAUCGUUGUGUUCUCCAUCUAGAUCAGUUACAGCCAUUCGAUUCCUUCAUUGUUUUCUUUCAAGUCUUCCAGAUCCUUCAUCGGUUUUCGUGACUUAUCGGUACUCUUUCAGGGAAUACUUUAAGCUUUAUUCACUCAUGCAAUACAAGAACAACGACAACGAAUAUACUGCAUUUCUUUUUCAAUGCGGCAUAAGCAAUGAAGAACAAUGAUGAAGGAGAAAAGAAAAAAGAAGAAAAAAAUAGUAAUAAAAAAAACUUUUAAGAAAGAUUUUUUUAUAAUAUUUUGUUGAUAAUUAAUUGAGAUUUUUUGUAACAGCUUUAACACUUUCAGCCAUUUUAUUAAUUGUGUGAAUUUUCUCUUCUUGAGCAAUAGUUCUUAAAACAAAAAAGGGAAGGUGCAUAUGAAGCGAUAUGCAAUUUUCGUUGUGUGCCAGUCUAGUCAAGGACGCAGUUUGUUUGUUUGUUUGUUUGUUUGUUUGUUUUUCCUUUUGUUCAUUUCUCUAAAUAAAGACGCGCUUCUUCCGAGAUUGAAUCCCACUGUUAGAUUACGCCGACGUCGCAACGCGCACACAAACGCACGCGAAUCAAGGAGGACGACGGCGACGACGACAACAUGGAUCGGUUAAGGCGAUGGCACUGGCCAGGCUGGCGAGCACUCGGAGCCGCGGCCGUGUUUGUGCGAAGCGAGCCCCUCCAAGCACCUUCCAGGCGGUCCCGGUGGUGUGAUCUUAAUAAUCUGGAAUACGUCAGUCGAGCAGCAGGCGAGGAGCGCCCCCUUCUGUCGGCUCCCUCCCUUAGCGUGUGUGCACUUGCCGGAAAAUAAAGAUUGUAAGCCAAGCCGAAGCCGCGCAUUGGAACAAAAGGAAAUAUCGUACUCCUGCUUUCUGAAUGUUUCACGUUUGCUCUGCUUCUUCUCCGGCCUUUUCCUUUGGCACGGUCGUCGUCACCAUCUGUCGCUGUUUUCUCUUUGGUUGGACGUCGCGUUCGAGGCCUGUCGUCUUUCUUGUUCUCGUGGUGUUCUUGUGCUUCUUUAUUGCUUUACUUGAUUUUUCCUUCUGCUCCCGUUUUCUUUUUAGACACAGGGUAGGUUUAGAGACAGUAAUGGAUGUACCAUUCCUCAGGAGAUUCCACUAGUCCAUCCUGUAGCUCACGGGAUUCGAGGCUCUUCCUAAGAACUACGAGAACUUCAGCAGGCAUCUGUGUCACAGUUUAUUGUAGAAUAACAAUGUAUAUCUUAGCGAUAAAGGACUUUGAAUAUUUCCAAACGGUUAAGUCUCAUUUUUAAAGAACCGCUGUAAAUAAUCGCCCACGACCCUUACCCCCUCAAUCAUCUCAGUUGUCGAUAGAUUGACUUUGCUCGGCGUAGUUGCAAAGACUUUUUUGACGCAGAGACCCGUUUCCAAAACUACCGCUUGAACUUUGUGUGCUUGUAUAAGAAAAAUGUAAAAGUAAAGAGAAAAGGGUGCGGGUUCUCCGUCUGUCCGUCCGUCUGUCCGUCCGUCCGUCCGUCUAUAAAUACUGUGUAUCUCUCAUUAGCUCUGCAAACGUCGAUGAUAUUGUAGCUUGUGGUUUCUCAGUAGAGAAGUGACCGUACUGUGAUUCUAGAACUUUAUAACCAUGCAUAGCAACUCAUGAGGUGCUCGGAGCUGUGGCGCGAGCCACCUCGGCACUUCCAUGAAAUUCCAUGGACAACUCCUGGGAAUAAAAGGUGCUGCUUUUGUUAGGAAAUUCCACUUGGCUUUUCAUUUCUGGGGAGACGGGCCAGCCCUUGUGGACAGGAUUUAAGCUGUGGCAGAGGAACCCGCGUCCGCUUCCAUUGCACGUUGUGUUUGAAAGCCAUCCGUUCCGUUGGCUCUUUUGAUUUGUUUGUUUUGUUUUUAAGGAAAUCACAUAAUGAGACACCAGCAGGAAUCUGCGAGUCUGGGAAUCUCCUUUCACUCGGCUUAAAUCCUGCUCAGUGGUUCAGUUGCCUGUUUUCCUGUGUUUGUUUUACACCAAAAACGAGUUCCAUUGUAAAGAGGUGUCACGUCGCCAUAUUCAACGAUCUCUCGUCCAUUUCUGGGUUUUGUAGAUCUUCUUAUUUAAAGCAAUAUGACUGUGCAACGUUCACUAGUUGCACUUGUAUUUCAAUUAGAUCAAAGUGCUGUAUUUAUUCAACUAUUCUGCGUUUAAAUUAAUAGAAAAAAUAAUAAUAAUAAUAAUAAUAUUAAUAAUAAAUAUAAUAAUAUAAAUGUGUACAAACAACUGCUAUUUUUCUUAUAGAAGAGAUUAUGGGUGUUGGUGUGGAUCUAUUUAAAUUAUUUAUGCAUAUGUGUAUUCCUGCCAAAAAUGAAAUAAUUAAUGGCAGUCUUUACAUGAAAAUCUGAAAGAAUAUAUUGAAAAAAAAAAAAAAAAAAUAAAAUAAAAUAAAUAAAUGAAAUAAAGUAAAAUACAAAGAACUAAAAGCUUCAAAAGGAUCCAGGAGUUGCUGAGCAAAUCAACUUAGUGAGAACCAUGUCUGUAGAUGUAGAUGUGCGCCACAUCGGUGAACAAUGACCUGUAUGUAUAUUUUUGUGACGUGUAUCAUACAGUGUGUUCCGAUAAUACGAUGUCCAUUUGUGUAAUGUAUUUAUUUUACAUUGUAUAUAUUGUUCAAUGAAAAAGAGAAACUAUGAUUCUGUAACUCCAAUCAAAUGAGAUGUGUAACUCCGAUUAUGCCUUUCAGGAUGAUGGUAGAGCAAUAUUAAACAAGCUUCCACUUUUGACUGCU
Molecule: messenger RNA, 5400 nt
Organism: Polypterus senegalus (gray bichir)
Lineage: Eukaryota; Metazoa; Chordata; Cladistia; Polypteriformes; Polypteridae
Gene: esrrga
Product: estrogen-related receptor gamma a
Exons: 7
Coding region: 614-2131 (505 amino acids)
Biological process (GO): regulation of DNA-templated transcription
Cellular component (GO): nucleus
Molecular function (GO): nuclear steroid receptor activity; sequence-specific DNA binding; zinc ion binding
Source: RefSeq, a predicted model, not a curated record